This is a messenger RNA of Ictalurus punctatus (channel catfish), 2350 nucleotides long. It is a transcript of the gene fastkd3, whose product is annotated as FAST kinase domains 3. Gene Ontology annotation, biological process: mitochondrial RNA processing; regulation of mitochondrial mRNA stability. Lineage: Eukaryota; Metazoa; Chordata; Actinopteri; Siluriformes; Ictaluridae. The record is from RefSeq and is a predicted model, not a curated record. Gene Ontology annotation, cellular component: ribonucleoprotein granule; mitochondrial matrix. The transcript has 7 exons. Gene Ontology annotation, molecular function: RNA binding. The coding region runs from base 130 to 2118 and encodes 662 amino acids.
CAUACUUGAACCAAUAAGAAUUCAACAUACUGCACAUGCGUACCUUACAGAAUAUAGUAAGAGCACGCCGAGUCACACGGCUACAGUGGCUGGUAAUCACUCUGGUGAAGGAUGUCAUAACGCUCUUUCAUGGCUCUGAAACUGGUGCGGAGGCUGCAUGUGCUGAGGCAAGCGGCCCUUCCCCAUCUGCUCUCUUCCACCACUCUGAAUGUGUGCGUCAGACAACAUGUGUGUGCUCCAGGCAUUCUCCCCUUGUUUCAGGGUUGCCGUCAUUCUCUCUCCGGGAAAGAUGGAAAACUGGGAAAAAGGCGGCUGUGCAUCACGUCCCGGGAGCCUCUCUUUCUUGUAGCCGGAUCCAUACGGCUUCCCCGUGACCCCUCUACAGGAGGAGCUCUCACCUCUCUGUUGCAUGGCCUGAGCUCUGAUGAGGAACAUGCCUUUAAAGAUCGCCUUUUCUCCUGCAUGACCUCUCAACAAGUGCUGCAUCUGGCGCACUCCACGCCACAUCUCUCAAGUACAGGUGCUGUUGCUGUUCUCCAUCGACUGGCUGAUCUGGAGCGCGACGGACCUAGAGGACUUCGGGAGCCAGAGGUGCUGCUGUCUGAUCCGGCUUUGAACAAGAUGUGUCUGAGGUUACAGCAAGAUGCUGGUGAGCUAGAAGACGAGGUGGUGGUAAGAGCUCUGCUGGGCUGUACACGUCUCUAUCUAGACCCACAGAGUCACUUAGUGAUGAGAUUGAUGUCCGAGAGCCAAGUACGACUAAACUCGGGCUGCAUGAGCAUUGAGACUCUGUGUGAGUUAGUGCAAGCACUUUUCGCAGUAGAUGGGCCUCACUGUGGCAUCCUAGAGCAGGCUAUGAGGCAGAUCCAGAACAAAGAUCCAGCUCAUUGGAAUCCAAGUGAGUUGACCUCUGUCUAUAAACUGCUAGCUGAAGGGUUGGGAGAGGGUGGACGUUACCAGGAAUUGCUGAAUGAAAUGAACACUCGUGCACUCAGACUUGCUACAAGAAUGGACCCCGUAACUGUUAGCGAAACAUUAGGAGCUCUUGUGAUGCUGAACCAAACGCAGGCAAUCCCACUGGUGAUUGCAUUGUGCAAACAGGCUGUGCGUCACGUGCCGAACUUUGCGGAUACAGAACUGUCGAUUGUAUUGUCUGCACUUAUGCACUAUGGACACAGCGAUCACUUUCUCAUUGAGGCUCUGGAACGCCAUGUACCCAAAAUGGCCUUUACAGCUCAUCCUGAGACAGUAACCAGGGUAAUGCAAUAUUUUGGGCGACGGCGCAUCUUUUCUCCUCCGGUUUUUGACGCAGUGGCUGAAAGCUUUGUGUACAGGGCAGAUGAGUACACCACGGAACAGGUAUCUCGGCAGAUAGUGGCGCUCGGAGUAGUGGGAUAUGUACCUCAGGAGUCUGGCCGACUUUUCCGGAAGGUGGAGUCUGUCUUGAAUGCACGUUUUUCGCACUUCCAGCCUCGAACGCUGCUCGAGUUGCUGCACGCUUGUACCCUUCUACAGAGAUUUCCACUCAACUUUGUCUCGAAGGUCUUCAGUCCAUUCUUCCUACAGCAGCUUCAGGAGGGCAGUGUAAUGGAUCAGGGGGUGCUGGCGCAGCUUACACAGCUCUACAUGACUAUGAAACUGGAAUGUCCAUUCUAUCGGGGUCCACAGUUUUUACCCAAGCUGCGGGUGAAGUCAUUUCUGUCUCCUGGGUGUACACUGGAAAGUCCGGUGGACCCUCAUCUCUAUAAUUGGGUGAAGAAUGGCCUAGUGGAUUUGCUGGGGGAUCGAACUUACUUUGCUUCCAGGGUCCUUACACCAUACUGUUACACACUUGAUGUGGAGAUAAAACUGGAUGAAGAUGGCUAUGUCUUACCUGCCAGCCAAGUUGAGGAAAUAUAUAGAAGAAUUGCUGUUUGUAUUGAUGGGCCAAAGCGUUUUGCUGCUAAUGCCAGACGGCUUCUGGGGAAGGAAGCUAUCAAACAGCGACACCUAAAGAUUCUGGGAUAUGAAGUUGUUCAGAUUCCCUAUUAUGAGUUUGAAAAUCUGAAGGACAAGAUAAACACAGUCGAGUACCUGCACAAGAAGAUUUUCCCUCAUACGUACCGACUCAGUUGGUGAUCACUAGUUUUCCACAUGCAGCAGGCUUCACACCAGCCUCACUCCCUCAAACAUAUGCAGACUACUCCGAUUCUAGAUUCACACAACAGCCUCUGUUCACUCCGUCAAAUAUAUUCAGAAGAUUAAAGAAAUGGGACUGCAUUACAUGUUGAAGCUAAUGUCUUGUACUGCUGUAUUUAUUUAAAUAAAUAAAUAAAUAAAUAAAUAAAUAAAUAAAAUCUCCUAGUUUAUG